AGCUCACCCAAGAACUCUCAUAAGUUUCUUCUUAUCUUAUUUUCUUGUAAUCAGAACAAACAUAGCCUUCAUAAUUGCACUCUUUCUCUUUGAAUGUGCGAUUUUCACAAGCCAAAGGAAAUCUACACCUUUUUUUUUUUUUAUAAUAUGAUGCACACUUUUUAGUUCUUUGUUCUUUUUUCUCCACCAUAAGAAUCUGACCAAAAAAUCCACAAAUCAAGUGGUCCAUCUUUUUCUCAUUAUCUUUCUCCAACCAUGCACUGUUGAAAGGUUGGUGUUUUUUUUAACUGAGUAAUCAUCAUCCAUUCUCUUCUAAAUUUCCACCUUAAAAAAUUUUCUGCUGUUCGAUCAUUAAUGUCUCUGUUUCUUUCUCCUUUUCUUGAUAUAUGUAUCGACUGUUCAUUGAACAUACAGUAAUGGAUUUUUUCUCUUUUUUCUUUCUUCUCAUUUCAUCAUCUAAAAGCACUCUGUUCUUCUCUCUUAAGUAACUGUUUAACUGAUUCUUAUUCGUCGAUUCCAAGAUUUUCAGUUCUUGUGUCUUUCCAAGAACUUUCCUAUGUAAAAAGAAUCAACCUUUUUGGCCUUUUCUCCUUAACUUUCACUUUAAGGCUCUAAUUAACAUGACAUAAUAGUUUACUGGACAACACCCUCUUGAUUCUUCAAAUCUGUGAACUUUCCUGUUUAAAACCCGAACUGGAUCUUCACUUAUAAACUCUAGUAAUAUUUCGUUUUUACUACUAAUUUUUGGCUAAAAAUGCCACCUCCAUACUUUCCUCUCAGGUGGGAAAGUACAGGAGACCAAUGGUGGUAUGCAUCACCAAUUGAUUUUGCAGCUGCCAAUGGUCACUAUGACUUGGUGAGGGAGCUUCUCCACCUUGACACCAAUCUUCUUAUCAAACUCACUUCCCUCCGCAGAAUUCGCCGUCUUGAAACUGUCUGGGAUGAUGAAGAACAGUUCGAUGAUGUUGCCAGUUGUCGUGCUAUAGUGGCUAGGAAGCUACUUUUGGAAUGUGAGACAAAGAAAGGUCACAAUACUCUCAUUAGAGCUGGAUAUGGUGGUUGGCUGUUGUACACUGCUGCUUCUGCUGGUGAUGAGAGCUUUGUCAAGGAAUUGUUAGAGAGAGACCCACUUCUUGUUUUUGGAGAAGGAGAGUAUGGUGUCACUGAUAUACUUUAUGCUGCAGCUAGAAGCAAGAAUUCUGAGGUUUUCAGGAUCCUGCUUAAUUUCUCUAGUUUGCGGCCGUGUGGACUUAGCUCCGGGGAAGAGUUGGAGGAGGGGCAGAGUGAGAGUCAUUCAGAUUUUAGACAGGAUAUGAUGAAUAGAGCAGUCCACGCUGCUGCUAGAGGUGGGAAUUUGGGGAUUUUGAAAGAGCUUCUAGGAGAUUGCUCUAAUGUCUUGGCUUAUAGAGAUGCUCAGGGGUCCACUAUCUUGCAUACUGCAUCAGGGAGAGGGCAGGUUGAGGUAGUGAAGGAUCUUAUAGCAUCAUUUCACUUUAUCACCUGUACUGAUUAUCAAGGGAAUACAGCGUUACAUAUUGCUGCUUACAGGGGUUACUUAGCUGUGGCAGAAAUUCUCAUACUUGCAUCUCCCUCAAUAACCACCAUAACAAAUUACUUUGGAGAUACUUUUCUCCAUAUGGCAGUGUCAGGUUUUCGAACUCCUGGUUUCCGAAGAGUGGAUAGGCAGAUUGAGCUUAUUAAUCAUUUAGUGAGUGGCAAGAUCAUGAACAUACAAGACAUCAUCAAUGUCAAGAAUAAUGAUGGAAGAACAGCACUCCACAUGGCUGUCGUUGAGAAUAUUCAAUCUAAUCUGGUGGAACUUCUCAUGACCGUGCCAUUAAUCAAUUUGAAUAUUCGUGAUGUUUACGGAAUGACUCCACUAGAUCUACUCAAGCAAAGACCAAGAACAGCAUCUUCUGAAAUUCUAAUCAAGCAGUUGAUCUCUGCUGGAGGGAUCUCGAAGUGUCAGGACAAUGUGGCCAGAAGUGCUAUUGCUUCACAGUUAAAAGGGCAAGGUAUAGGAAUGAGUCCUGGCACUUCUUUUAGAAUUCCUGAUGCUGAGAUAUUCUUGUACACUGGUAUUGACAAUGCAUCUGACGGCAGUUGUGAGGUAACAAGUGUAGAUUACAGUACAUGUUUGAGUGAAGUAAGUGAAUGUGAGACAACUAACUCAGUUAGUGAUAAAAAGUUGGCUUCUGUGAAUAAUACCGCAAGGCGCCUAAAGUCUCUUCUUCAGUGGCGAAGAAAGAAAGAGAGAAGAUCUGCUAGCAAUGAGUUGGCAGAUGAUAAAUCUGUAGACUCAAUUAAUUUAUCAAGAAGUCUGGAAGACCAUCCAAUUCCACUUAGGCAGAGAUUCUCAAAAAUGCCAUCCCUUUCAAGCGACAAUGGGUUAUUUGCUUUCAGGAGUGGUCUUCCAAGUCCAUUAACAAGAAAGAAAUUUACGGCAGGGCUAACACAUGGUGUCAUUCAGGCAACACCACAUUUAGCUGUUCCAGGCGAAUCACCUUCAAGUCCCCUUUCAAUAUCAUCCAUGGCUUCACCUGCAUCAGUGGAGAAGAAAAGGGGUAUUGAUAUUGCAGGGUCGUCAAGCUCAAACCAAUCUUUGAAGCAUAAACAAACAUCCUUCAAUAAGCGAUUGAUGAACCAGUAUUUUUGUUUUGGUGCACAAGGUCUGGUAGUGGAAAAUUCUAUAAGCUAUAGACAUCAAGAUCAGAGUUACAAGCAUGCUGCUUCUAUGGUGGCUUGAAUUUAUUGUACAAAAAGUUGGAUUUUUUUUCAAGAUCAACGGAAAAGACUAGAAUUUUGAUGAGCAGUCAGAAGUUACUUUAUGAUUCUAGCAGUUACUUUGUAGUUUUCUUCAUGUUGAGUUUCUUUUUAUGUGUGGAAGAGUAUCAAUACCAACUGUAAUAUUUUGUUUGAAUGUAAGAAGAAAAAGGGUUUUAUGAAUAAGGCUAAAAGGGAUGUUUAGCAUUUUUCUAAAAGAAAUGUACUUGAGGAAACUUGUAGUGCUCUAACCAUAGUUAUACUUGUCUUAUUUUUAUGAAUAUAAAAUUUAUUUUGUAAA
This is a messenger RNA of Ricinus communis (castor bean), 3064 nucleotides long. RefSeq lists its product as uncharacterized. Gene Ontology annotation, molecular function: protein binding. Bases 755 to 2746 code for a protein of 663 amino acids. The transcript is spliced from 2 exons. The record is from RefSeq and is a predicted model, not a curated record. Lineage: Eukaryota; Viridiplantae; Streptophyta; Magnoliopsida; Malpighiales; Euphorbiaceae.